Molecule: messenger RNA, 2946 nt
Organism: Physella acuta
Lineage: Eukaryota; Metazoa; Mollusca; Gastropoda; Physidae
Product: DNA replication factor Cdt1
Biological process (GO): mitotic cell cycle; regulation of DNA-templated DNA replication initiation; DNA replication preinitiation complex assembly
Cellular component (GO): nucleus
Molecular function (GO): DNA binding; DNA polymerase binding
Source: RefSeq, a predicted model, not a curated record
UUACCUCUGGCGGGAAGAGUUGUCAACAUGGCGCAACAAAAAGUAACAGAAUUCUUUAGUUCAACCAAAAAGAGAAAUGGGAACGUCAGUGCAUCAAAACGUCGGAAAAUAGAAAUUCCUGUUACUGACUCUACUACCACAGAAUCAUUGAAGAAUAAAACUAUGUUAAAAGACCAUACAAAAAGUAGUGAUAAUUUUAUCAUCACAGAAGAAGUAACUUCAGUGUGGGAUGAUUCAAACCCAAACGGAAGUGAAUUUACUACUCCUAGGAAAAGAAUGAUUGUUGAAUCAGAUAUCAGUUCAGUGAGUUCUAAAUCUCGUAUAAAACUUCAUAUUAAAAAAGUUAACAAUAAAUAUGAACAAAUCACACCAUCAGACAUUGUUCCUAAUGUUAAUAAACCCCAGUCAGCUAAAAAGAAGCUGGAUCUUACCUCUGCCUCCAAGAUCAAGAUCAGUUCAACACCAUCAGCUGGCACAUCUGUGACUACAAAGGCAGAUGAUGAUGCUGCUGACAAAGAAGUGUAUGAUCUGUUGUCUAGUAAGUCACAUCUAUUGAGUCUUGUGACACAAGUUUCUAGACCAGAGGUUGCUUUGUCACCUUUACCUGUCACUCCAAAGGAAGAUAAAGAAUGCAGUCCAUCCCCAGAGCCAGUGGUACCAAAGCUACAGAAUUUGACAGCGAAACUAAAGUCUUUGAGUAAAAUGAAUGGACAAGCUUUAAAAAAUCGUCUCAAGCAAAGCGGGAAGAUCAGUGAAAUCAAAAACAAACUGAAAGGAUUAGAUACAGUUUUGGAAAAUAAUAAAGAUCUGACUCAGGGGGUGAAAGCUGCUCCUCCAGAAACCUCUGCAGAAAAAGUUUUGCCAGCUCAUGAAAGAUUUGAGCACCUGACAGAGGAAGGAAUCCCAACUCUUUCUUUACCUUUCACCUACAAACAAUUGGAAGGUGGUUUCCAAGCCAUGGACCAGGUCAUCAGCAUGUUGCAUAACCGCUCAGAAAUUUGCACUUUUAGUAAAUUACGGGCAGCUGUUCAGAACAUAACUAGAAAGAACUUUGAAGAGAGAACAGUUGGACAGAUUAAAACAAUAGUUCCAGAUGCAUACAUAUUCCAGCAGGAGAAAAUUUUAGACUUUGACAAAAAGACACAUAUGUACUCUCUUACUAUAGAGCCAAACCUAAAAAAUGAGAAACAAAUUGAUGGAAAGUCUAACCAGUUGACUGCAGAAGGCAAGCUCAUGUUUUCAGCCUCCCUGCUGUUGAAGAGAAAGCGCUUAUUUAGAAAUAACCUUCUUGAGUAUUUAAAACAACUUCAUAAGGAUUUUUUAGCUUCACUAGAUGUGCCAAUUAUUUUACCAAGUGAAAAACUUGCACGCUGGCAUCCAAAAUUCCAACUUGAUAAAGUACCUGAAGUUACAGUUUCUCCUUUGCCACAACCUCCAGAUGUCAGAGUGUAUCACACAGCUAAAGAUGUUUUAGAGCACCAGAAGGGGAAACUUAUAAAUCCCAUGGUCGAAAAGGCCUUUGCAAAAGUAGUUGCUGAAAAUGAAGAAUUAUUGAAGAAGGCAAACUCCCAGAACCUAAAUCAAGCAUCAGCAGAGACAAGCAAGACACCAAUGAAAGGAAUUCCACCAGCCCUACUAGCCAAAAUUCGUGCCAAGGAAGCUCAAAGGCUUGAGGAUGAACUAACCAAAAAACCUGAAGAAGAUUACAAAAUGAAAAUUAUGAAACGUCUUCCAGAAAUUAUUAGAAUACUCAGAACCUACUUUGUAACCGAGAAAAAGCCUGCAUUGCCAAUAGAAGAAAUUUACAAGAAACUGGGAGAUAGCCACAAAAGUGGCAUGUCACAACGAGACUUUGAACAGCACAUCAACUUAUUAAAAGAGCUGGCACCAGACUUAAUUUCAGUUGUAGAAAUAAAAAGAGGCAAAUUUCUGAAGCUUGAUAGAAAUAUUGAUGUACAAUCUGUUACCAACCGUAUUCUCAAUCUCACCAAAGUCAAAGAUAGUUAAUUACUCACCCACAAUUUUUACAUUUAUCUUGUUUUCUUUUAAAUGGUGGAAACUUUUAUCGCAGUAAUUAAUAAUAACUAUUAAUGAAACUUUUAGAAAAGUUAGUUUCGGUUUUAUAUCUUUAAUUGAAUCUGUGGUGUUGCUUUUUUUUUUUUUCUUGGGAUAGGAAGCAACAAUUCUAGUAAAAGUGAUUUUCCUUAAACAUUUCCUGAUAAUAAAAAAUAAUGUUAUUAUAAUUUUACAUGGUGUGCUGCACAUUUCUGUAAUUUAAUGGGGGUUUUUUUUUUUCUUUUUUUUAAAUGUUAGGUUUGUUAGAUUUUGAACCAAAUAUUUUUAAACACCCAACUGUUUCUAUUGCUAACAUAUCAAAUUAUUAUCAGUAUUAUUUAAACCAUGCAAAAUAUGUCAAGUCAUUUGUUAAUGUACAUUAAAUAUUUAAAAAAUAAUUUUUACCUCUUGUCUUAGUAUCUUGCGUGUACACAUUGAAUUGGACAGAAAUUAUUUUGUACACAUUUUACUUUGCUUUAGAAUCUCAGAUCUCUAGAUUAUUUCAGAAUAGGUUUCAAAUUUUUAUUUAUAAAAUUGUCUUAGUAUUUUAUCAUAAACUUUUAUGGUAGAGUUUUUAACAUUGUAAAUUUAUUUAGCAUGUUAUAUAUUUAAUUACUACAUGUUAAUAUUUCAUUUCAUAUACUUGUUUUGUUUAAAUAAUUUUUAUAAUUUUUAAACUUAGUCUACCAGUUUAAUGUUCAUUUUGAUACAUUUAUUAAAAUCUAUGAUUUUCGAAGCACAAGGAGUUAUAUUUUUGUAGAAAUAGAAACAUUUUAUACAUUUUAAGAAAUGGAUGCUCUUGUUUCUUGAAAUUUUCUAAAUUAUUGUAAACCUUACAAAUAAAUUACUGCUUUAUCAUGUAAAACACUAAUUUUUGUUUUCUGUAUUAAA